Molecule: messenger RNA, 1002 nt
Organism: Penicillium olsonii
Lineage: Eukaryota; Fungi; Ascomycota; Eurotiomycetes; Eurotiales; Aspergillaceae
Source: the annotation of a GenBank genome assembly
AUGAGGCAUUCGGCGCCCACUCACUGGGUCGUCUGGGCCUGUCUGAUUUGGCUGGCCGUGGUGGCCACUGCAGCCUCACUCGGGGAUUCGGAUACAACAGAUGCCAAUGAAGUUACGAGCACAUUUCAGGCACGCGGCACCAAGCCAUUCAUGCUUCGGGUCCUGCCACUCGGCGCGUCAAUCACUCAAGGAUAUAAAUCUCAAGACGGCAAUGGAUAUCGGAAAUGGCUUCGACAACAGCUGCGCUAUGCGGGCUGGGAGGUUGAUAUGAUCGGCAGUAGGAAAACAGGCACCAUGCACGAUAAUGAUCACGAGGGCCACGUUGGUUACAGGAUCGACCAAGUGGCCAAGAUUGCAAAGAAGAGUCUCAAGCAAAAGCCCAAUCUGAUUUUGAUCAAUGCCGGUACCAAUGAUGGCUUGCAAAACUACAAAGUAGGCACCGCGGGAGAGCGAAUGGACUCCCUCCUGACCGAGCUGUACGACGCAGUCCCGGGAACCACUAUCAUUCUAUCGACUCUGAUUCCGAACGGCAAAAAGCCCGUCCCUAUCAGCAGUAUCAGCCAGCAAUACCGUGAUCUUGCUGCCAAACGACGCGCUCAGAAUGACAGCCUAGUUCUCGCCGAGAUGAGCACAUUCAUCAAGUCGACGCAAUUGGUUGAUGGUAUCCACCCAACAGCCGAUGGAUAUGAGGAGAUGGCGGCCGUGUGGUGGGCAGCAAUCCAGGAGGCGGAUACAGAAGGGUUUCUGAGGGCACCGGCAUCGACAGCCACGAGUAAUGGGACGAUCAGCAAGGCCCGUGAAAAGGCCCUUGAUGACAGUACUGAUGACCCCGACUUGCCUGCUUAUACUGCCCCGGCUCAGCCUACUGGUUCAAGCAAUGGUCAAGUAAAGGCUGCCCAGAUGGAUUGUUUAUUCUUGGCCCUUCCGGCUGUACUCGGUAGGUUGACAUCACGCACACCAUACCCACAGCUUGCUAACCAUGCGCAGUCAGUUUUACAUUAG